Molecule: messenger RNA, 1143 nt
Organism: Nerophis lumbriciformis (worm pipefish)
Lineage: Eukaryota; Metazoa; Chordata; Actinopteri; Syngnathiformes; Syngnathidae
Source: RefSeq, a predicted model, not a curated record
AUGUCUUUAGAGAGAGAAAACUGCAGAAAGAGGGUGAUGGAACUUGUGGACAAACCCGGAAAUAGAAACUGCGCCGACUGCGGAGCGACAGAUCCAGAGUGGGCAUCGUAUACUCUAGGUGUGUUUGUAUGCCACAGCUGCUCAGGCCUUCACAGAAACAUCGCACAGAUCAGCAAGGUCAAGUCUCUUCUGUUGGACCCUUGGACCACAGAACAGUUGGAGUUUAUGGACUCUGUGGGAAACCAUGUCGCCAAAGCCAAAUUUGAGCAGAACGUCCCCGCUUUCUACUACCAGCCCUCUCAUAAAGACUGUGCACUUUUGAGGGAGCAAUGGAUUCGCGCAAAGUACGAAAGGAAAGAGUUCAUGCCUGGGGGGACGCAGGAAUCCUACUCAGCAGGAUUUCGGUGUUACCGCGAGAGGUUUCUAUGGAAACGAGGCAGAGACAACGGACAAUACCUCAGCCGAAAAUUCGUCCUGUCAGAACAAGAGGGUGUGCUCAAGUAUUUCAACAAGCAGGACGCCAGAGAGCCUAAAGCGAUAAUGGACAUCAGUACAGUGAACGCAAGCUUCCAGCCAGCCAAAAUUGGCACAGCUCACGGGCUUCAGAUCACCUACUUGAAGGACAACAGCACUCGCAAUAUCUUUGUUUACCAUGAGGAUGGCAAGGAAAUGGUGGACUGGUUUAACGCCAUCCGAGCAGCCAGAUUACACUACCUGCAGGUGGCUUUCCCAGGAGCUCUCACAGAUGUUUUGUUGCCCAAAUUGACCAGGAACUACUUGAAGCAGGGCUUCAUGGAGAAAACCGGUCCUAAGCACACAGAGGGUUUUAGGAAGAGAUGGUUCGUCCUGGAUGAUAGAAGGCUCAUGUACUUCAAAGAUCCACUGGACGCAUACGCGCGAGGCGAAGUGUUUAUCGGUAGCAAGGAAAGCGGCUACAGCGUCCUGCCGGACCUCCCGCCGGGUGUUCAGAGCACCCAUUGGCAGUUCGGGAUCACCAUAGCGACGCCGGAUAGGAACUUCCUUUUCGUGUGCGAGAGCGAGCGGGAUCGGACGGAAUGGAUAGCAACUUUCCAGAUGGUCGUCGACCGACCAAUGCUUCCUCAAGAGUAUGCAGUGGAGGCCCAUUUUAAGCACAAACCCUGA